GAUGACGCAACAGGAAGCAGGGCCGCUGUUAGGAUGUUGAAACAUCGAGGGCUCAGCCAGCAGGAACAGCUUUAGAGUUUCACUGUAUGAUAAUAACACCAGUUUCAAGUUCAUCUCCAGUUGUUUUUCCAAUGGAGACGAGGUACCGACCCAUUUUAGAGAGUCUGGUUCCCCGUGACCCCCUGACCCAGUUCCACCUGAGGAGAGGUUCUCCUGAUGACGAGUUUCCCGACCUGUGCAGGAACUCUACCUGGAUGGGACGGAUCCUCACGCCGGCCAUGUACCGCCGACAGUUCGACCGCUGCACCCACAGUGGAGUCAUGUUCGAUGAUGUCAUCCGCCCAGGCCUCGAGGAACCAGGCGACUGGUCAGGUCCUGUAUCUGUGGGCUGUGUCGCAGGCGACGCCCAGUCUUACAUCCUGUUCUGUGACUUCUUUGACCGAGUCAUCGAGGCGCAUCACGAACACAAGAUCAAAAGCCAGACGCCAGAGAGCGACUUCAACUACGACAACUUGAAGGGUGGUGAUGACUUGGACAGGUCAUUCGCUGUACGCUGUGAGGUGAGUGUUGUUCGAGGUGUCGAAGACUUCUGCUUCCCGACACACUGCAGCCGAGGAGAGCGCAGACAGCUCCUCACACUGGCCAGGAAAGCUCUGCAGCGGCUGGAGGACGAAGAACUGCCGGGUCGACUCGUCUUAAUAGAGGAGCUGAACCAGGAGCAGCAGAGGGAGCUGAACCUCAACCCUCCAUCUUCCACUCAGCUUCGUACCGGCAUGGCCCGAGACUGGCCCGACGCCAGGGCAGUCUGGGUGAGUAACGAUGGCAGCCUGAUGGUCUGGGUCAACAUGGACGACCACCUGAGACUUGUGUCCACACGAGACGACACCAACAUCACAGAGGCCUUUAAAUGCAUCUGCAUCCACCUGCAGAAGCUGGAGGGUUUCUACAGAGAGCUCAGACACCCCUUCAUCUGGAAGCAGCAGCUGGGCUGGGUGACGAGCUCUCCGGCCGACGUGGGAACGGGUCUGAGGAUUAGAGUCCACCUCAAGCUGCAACACCUCCCCAAACACAGACGGCUGCAGGACGUCCUGAAGAGACUGAGGAUCUGCAUGGACCGACCUGACACCGACGUUUCACCAGAAUCCCCGGCGCUGUAUCGUGUCAGCAAUGUGGCGACCUUCGGCGUGAGUGAGGUGGAUCUGACCCAGCUGGUGGUGGACGGGGUCAAACUACUUAUCGCCAUGGAGAAGAGGCUGGAGGGGGGCGGAGACAUCGAUGAUCUCGUUCCUACACAGAAGUAGAUCUGGAUGAUGAUUGGCCGGAGUGACGGGGAACAACAAGCGUCUUUAAGAUUAUUCAGAAUGAUCAUUUAAUGACAAUGAGCCUGAUCAGAUCAGACGGUCUGAAAUCCCUGAAAUAAAAGUUUGCUUCAG
This is a messenger RNA of Larimichthys crocea (large yellow croaker), 1433 nucleotides long. Its product is annotated as zgc:172076. Gene Ontology annotation, biological process: phosphocreatine biosynthetic process. Gene Ontology annotation, molecular function: creatine kinase activity. The transcript is spliced from 9 exons. The record is from RefSeq and is a predicted model, not a curated record. NCBI's taxonomy places the organism in Eukaryota, Metazoa, Chordata, Actinopteri, Sciaenidae. The coding region runs from base 87 to 1301 and encodes 404 amino acids.